AUGCUGAGCUGCGGUGCAAGUACUGUUGGUAAAGGGAAGAAAACUGGUAACAACACCAUCAAAGUGAUCGGUAUGGUUGAUGAUGAUGAAUUUGUAUUGAAGCACGUAGAAGCACUUGCAGCAACUUAUGAAGGUAACUCAGAGACGGGAAAUCUGGUGCAUGAUAAGUCCAAGGAUCAAGAUAAGAGCGGAGAAGCUAUUGAAGCAGGUUGUGGAGUCAAUCCGGCUUCUGCCAUUGUCGCUCAACAAAACCGUAACAAACAAGAUAAAGAAAAUAACAAUAGAGAAGAUAUGGUAGUGGAUGAGAGGAAAAUAAGUAAGGAAGAUGACGUGCGAGAAGAUGAAGAUGGCGAUUAUGACUAUAAUGGCUGGCAUGAUUUUGUUCGAAAUGGCUUUGUGAGAGAUAACGAUGAAUAUAAUGAUGGAGGUCCAGAAAAAGGAGGGAGUCGUGGACAGCUUGAUCUUAAAGCUCGUCAGCGUUCUGAGGCGAGGGGUGGAAGAGGCCAAGGGUUUAGAAAACAAGCAUCUGGUCAAGGCGAAGGAUCAAGUGCUACAAGUGGACCUGGAUCAAGGAAUCAGCAUCGCAAGAGGAGACAUUCCAAAGACAAAACAAAUGAAGGAAGAGAUUAUAUAUCUACGUCCCAAACCAUUCGCAAUGGGUGCGAUGAAGAAACAAAAACCGGCGAAAGUAUUGAUGUUAUUCUUUUAAGUCCAUCCAAGCAUAACCACAAACAAAACCGUGUAAUCAAAGAUGAUGAUGAUUUUGUUGAUCCUCAUGUCACCCAAGUUACCCAAGUUCAAGGUGGAGAAGCAUUCAUGAAAGGGAUACAAAUUUUGGAAAUGUUUGGGUGUAAUGAAGAUACGGUCAAAAGUGUUGAUGUUGUUCUUGUAGUUCCACCCAAACAUAGCAGCGAACACAACUGUGUGAUCGAAUAUGAUAAUGAACUUGUUGAUCCUAUCCUCGUUGUUAGGUUGAGAGUAUAUGUAAGAGGCUCGUACGGUCUUGUACAUGGAACGUCGGUCUUGAAGAAUUGCAACAUUCUUCCUAUGGUCUCAGAAAACCCUACCACUAAAAUCGGCAUUUUUAGAAAGUUCAGGGAGUUCUUCCUCAAGGGUGUAAAUGCUGGAAAUAUUAACAUCGUCUACCAAGGAUGUCUCCACCUAAGCAUGAUGGCGGGGCUAAACGUAGCCAUCAAAGUGUUGCGUAUAAAUGUUCUAACCCACUCUGAGUCAACCCUUGCAUAUCUUGGCCAAGACAACCAAGCCAGAAAAGCCUUUCAUUAG
Eruca vesicaria subsp. sativa (arugula) is the source of this 1284-nucleotide messenger RNA. The record is from the annotation of a GenBank genome assembly. NCBI's taxonomy places the organism in Eukaryota, Viridiplantae, Streptophyta, Magnoliopsida, Brassicales, Brassicaceae.